AUGAGGGCUGUGCUGGAGACAGCAGACAUUGCCAUUGUCGCCUUGUACUUUGUGCUGGUCAUGUGCAUUGGUUUUUUUGCCAUGUGGAAAUCCAAUAGAAGCACCGUGAGUGGAUACUUCCUGGCAGGGCGCUCUAUGACCUGGGUAGCUAUUGGUGCCUCUUUAUUUGUGAGCAAUAUUGGGAGUGAACACUUCAUUGGGCUGGCAGGAUCCGGAGCUGCAAGUGGAUUUGCUGUAGGUGCAUGGGAAUUCAACGCCUUAAUGCUUUUGCAACUUCUAGGAUGGGUUUUCAUACCAGUCUACAUCCGGUCAGGUGUAUACACCAUGCCUGAAUAUCUGUCCAAGCGUUUUGGUGGCCAUAGGAUUCAGGUCUAUUUUGCAGCCUUGUCUUUACUUCUCUAUAUUUUCACCAAGCUUUCAGUUGAUCUGUAUUCAGGUGCCCUCUUUAUCCAGGAGUCUUUGGGUUGGAACCUUUACUUAUCUGUGAUCCUGCUGAUUGGAAUGACUGCUUUGCUGACUGUCACUGGAGGUCUUGUUGCUGUCAUCUACACAGAUACCCUUCAAGCUUUGCUCAUGAUCGUUGGGGCACUUACACUUAUGGUUAUCAGCAUGAUGAAAGUUGGUGGGUUUGAGGAAGUUAAGAAAAGGUAUAUGUUGGCAAAACCUAAUGAGACCUCAAUUUUGUUGACUUACAACCUUUCCAACACAAAUUCUUGUAAUGUCCACCCAAAACCAGAUGCCCUAAAAAUGUUACGUGAGCCCACAGAUGAAGAUGUUCCUUGGCCUGGAUUCAUUCUGGGGCAGACUCCAGCAUCAGUGUGGUAUUGGUGUGCUGACCAAGUAAUUGUGCAGAGGGUCUUAGCUGCUAAAAAUAUCGCCCAUGCCAAAGGCUCCACUCUGAUGGCUGGCUUCUUAAAGCUUCUGCCUAUGUUUAUUAUAGUGGUCCCAGGUAUGAUUUCGAGGAUACUAUUUGCAGAUGAUAUUGCUUGCAUCAACCCAGAGCAUUGUAUGCAAGUCUGUGGAAGCCGAGCUGGAUGCUCCAAUAUUGCUUAUCCACGCCUGGUGAUGAAACUGGUACCUGUGGGCCUCCGGGGAUUGAUGAUGGCUGUAAUGAUUGCAGCCCUGAUGAGUGAUCUGGACUCCAUAUUUAACAGUGCCAGUACCAUAUUCACCCUGGAUGUGUACAAACUCAUUCGCAAAACGGCAAGCUCAAGAGAGCUAAUGAUUGUGGGGAGAGUUUUUGUGGCCUUCAUGGUAGUGAUCAGCAUCGCAUGGGUGCCCAUCAUUGUGGAGAUGCAAGGGGGCCAGAUGUACCUUUAUAUUCAGGAAGUGGCCGAUUAUUUGACACCCCCAGUGGCAGCCCUUUUCCUUUUGGCCAUCUUCUGGAAACGUUGCAACGAACAAGGGGCGUUUUAUGGUGGAAUGGCUGGCUUUAUUUUAGGAGCGCUUCGUUUGAUCCUGGCAUUUACCUACCGUGCCCCAGAAUGUGACCAGCCUGAUGAGAGACCAGCCUUCAUAAAAAAUAUCCAUUACAUGUACGUGGCUACAGCUUUGUUUUGGAUCACAGGACUCAUCACCGUGAUAGUGAGCCUUCUCACACCACCUCCUACCAAGGAACAGAUCCAUACUACCACUUUCUGGUCCGUGAAAGUCCCGGACAGGAAAGAGAGCAUCCCAAGAGAGGACCCAUACAAAAUGCAGGAGAAGAGCAUCCUGAAAUGCAGUGAGAACCUUGAGGGGACCAGCCCUGUUGUUCCUAAUGGAAAGUCUGAAGAGAGCAUCAAGAACAUGCAGCCAGAGGAUAUCAAUCUCUUGAUGACAUGCAAAGAAGAGAGCAACACAGUAUCUUCAUUAAGUCAUUCUGAGGCUGAGACACCAGUAGACUCUUACUCCAAUGGACAGGCAGCUCUCAUGGGUGAGAGAAAGCAAGAGAAAGAGCUGAAGGGUAGACACCAAUAUUGGAAAUUCAUAGAUUGGUUCUGUGGUUUUAAAAGUAAGAGCCUAAACAAAAGAAGCCUCAGAGAUGUAAUGGAGGAGGAGGCUCUUUGUUUACAAAUGUUGGAAGAGCCUCCCAAAGUUAAGCUAAUACUAAACAUUGGACUCUUCGCUGUCUGUUCACUUGGAAUCUUCAUGUUUGUUUAUUUCUCUCUGUGAACUUUUAAGGGGAUGGUGAGACAGUAGCUUAUGAGGAUACUAUCUUUGAAAAAAAUUAUAACUGUUGCAUCUCUCAGGCAUUGUUUGUACUGAGGUUUUAGCCAAAUUUUACUUAGCAAAAAAAUUACCUAUUUGCAAGACUUUUAAAUCUACCCAGAGUUGAACAAAAACAAUACUCUUCAGUUUAAAAGAAGCAAAACUUUUUUUAGCCUCCUCAGUUGUACAAAUGAAAUUAAAAUUUUCCUUCUAUACCAAAGUAAAAAAAACACAAAAACUGGUUUUAUCUUAAUGUUAUACUAUGAGAGAACUUAGACCAGCUACCAAUGGGACCUUUAAAACAAAAUAUAUUUGUUUUACAGUACUUUCAAUAGAUGUAUAGGUUAUGCUGCCAAGUCUGGGUAGGAUUUUUCACACCUCAGAGUACAAGAUGCAUUCAAAUAUUAUUCGCUUGCAUCUUCUUAACCCUGUUACCCACACUUCCAUUCAAUUUUUCUUAAAAAAAAAAAAAAGAUUCUUAUUGCACAAUCAGAUUUUACUAUAUAGCUCUUUAUGGAGUUUUAUGGUUAAGUUCAUUUACCAGUUUUAUUGCCAGAAUUUGUAGGCCAAGAGUCUUUGUGAAAAGAACAGAAAACUAUUUUCUAAUAGGUAUUCUUUAAUAUAACAGGAUUUUGAGAAUUAUUUCAUGUUCUGGUUUCUUUUCUUUAUUUUUCUCUUUCUUUCCAUGUAAAAUACUGGGCUCUUUACAAAUUUCAUCAUGCCUUUCCCUUAAGGGAAAAUGGGUGAGAGAAUGUGAAUGUGGUACAGUUUACAACUGAAUGCUAUUUUUGAGACAACUCAGAACAUAAGUCUUGCUGACAAGUUGGUUGAUUAUCAUCUCUGAAGCAGAUUAAAAACAUUCCUGUGAUGGCAUGCUGUGAAGAGAACACAUUUCUGGUAUAUUGAGGGUGCUCCCUUUGGAGGAGUUGGUUGACAUGGUCUGGCUCAUGUCUAGCUUUAGUAAUUGAGAUCAGAAUACAGAAGUCAUAAGUUGGCUACCCUGGUUGAAAGUGGUAUAAAAGCACACUUUGAGCAAAUCUAUAAUUACUCUCUCUUACUGAACCCUGUAAAGCAUUAUUGGUCUUCAAUCACAUCUUUGCAAAAAUUUAGAAAAAAGUUAAAACACUUCUACUCUCUUUGGAUUUUAUCAAAACCAUAUAACUUAAAUGUCACC
Gracilinanus agilis (Agile Gracile Mouse Opossum) is the source of this 3364-nucleotide messenger RNA. RefSeq names its product solute carrier family 5 member 3 (gene SLC5A3). Bases 1 to 2154 code for a protein of 717 amino acids. NCBI's taxonomy places the organism in Eukaryota, Metazoa, Chordata, Mammalia, Didelphimorphia, Didelphidae. Gene Ontology annotation, cellular component: plasma membrane. Gene Ontology annotation, biological process: transmembrane transport; myo-inositol transport; inositol metabolic process. The transcript has a single exon. The record is from RefSeq and is a predicted model, not a curated record. Gene Ontology annotation, molecular function: D-glucose:sodium symporter activity.